UGCUGGCUGUGAGCGACACGCUCGUGUUGUUGCCUUUGCUUUUCUGCUCGGUAUAUCCGGAGCUUUGCUGCACUUUUAUUCCAGAAGACAGCACAUUUCAGUCUCCUAUUCGAGUGUGUUUUUCUGUGCCGAAGACACAUUAUGCAGUGAAAUCUCAGGUGUUAUAGACAUCCGAACAUCAGCAUGAAAGGUUAAUCUGGAUGAGGCAGAGCGCAGCACAGGGUACAGACACAGCCCGAGCCCCAGGUGGAGCGGUCCGGGUCCUUUCUGUGUGGAGUUUGCAUGUUCUCCCCAAGUCUGCAUGGGUUUCCUCCAGGAGCUCCGGUUUCCUCCCACAGUACAAAGACGUGCAAGUGAGCUUUAAAGAACUGGGUGUCCCUGGAAACAGAGCGGGAUCAUACACUCUGGGACGGCCCAAGCACGUUUGGUGCCAUCGGCCAGAUUCAUCUCGCCGCCCCUGGAAACACCGCUUCACCGUGUCACGCACCCCACCUUCCUGGGGCUGGACCAUCUAAAUAAAAACAAACGGUUUUCCGGUGAUUCUCGUCAGUCGUUCCUCGUUCAUGGUAACAGCGGGCUGAAGACGAGCGAUGGCGGUGUGGAUUCAGGCCCAGCAGCUGCAGGGUGAUGCCCUGCACCAGAUGCAGUCUCUCUAUGGGCAGCAUUUUCCCAUAGAGGUGCGACACUACCUGUCCCAAUGGAUAGAGGGGCAACUCUGGGAUGCGAUUGACCUGGAGAACCCACAGGAGGAGUUUAAAGCUAAGCGGUUGUUGGACAGUCUCAUUCAGGAACUACAGAAGAAGGCAGAGCAUCAGAUGGGAGAGGAUGGUUUUCUGCUCAAGAUCAAACUAGGCCACUACGCUUCACAGUUAAAGAGCACAUACGACCGCUGUCCGCUGGAGCUGGUGAGAUGCAUCAAACACAUUCUCUACACAGAACAGAGACUCGUCAGGGAAGCUACUAAUUCGAACUCUCCACUGAGUGGGAUGAUGGACAGUAUGUCUCAGAAGUACCAGCAGAUAAACCAAGCGUUUGAAGAGUUGAGGAUCCUGACACAGGACACUGAGAAUGACCUGCGCAAACUUCAACACAACCAGGAGUACUUCAUUAUACAGUACCAGGAGAGUCUCCGAAUACAGGCUCAGUUAUCUAGUUUAGCUCAGCUGCCCCCAGCAGACAGACAACUGCGAGAGCCCAGCCUCCUCAACAAACGAGCCACGGUUGAAGCCUGGCUCACCCGAGAGGCCAACACCCUGCAGAAAUACAGACUGGGCUUGGCAGAGAAGCACCAGAAGACGUUGGCAUUGUUGCGGAAACAGCAAACUGUGAUCCUCGAUGAUGAGCUUAUCCAGUGGAAGAGACGUCAGCAGCUUGCCGGCAACGGAGGACCACCUGAGGGAGGACUGGAUAUCCUACAGUCAUGGUGUGAAAAGCUGGCAGAAACCAUUUGGCAGAAUCGGCAGCAGAUCAGGAGGGCGGAGCAUUUAAGGCAGCAGCUGCCAAUACCUGGGCCUAUUGAGGAACUUCUCAAUGACCUCAACAGCACCAUCACCGACAUCAUCUCAGCCCUCGUCACCAGUACCUUCAUCAUAGAGAAGCAGCCACCUCAGGUCCUGAAGACACAGACGAAGUUUGCAGCGACUGUGCGUCUGCUGGUGGGAGGCAAACUUAACGUCCACAUGAACCCUCCUCAGGUUAAAGCCACAAUCAUCAGCGAGCAGCAGGCCAAGGCGCUGCUUAAAAAUGAAAACACACGGAACGACAGUAGUGGAGAGAUCUUAAAUAACAACUGUGUGAUGGAGUAUCAUCAGACCACAGGCACUCUGAUUGCACAUUUCAGGAACAUGUCAUUGAAGAGGAUCAAGCGUUCAGACCGGCGUGGGGCCGAGUCUGUAACCGAGGAGAAGUUCACCAUUCUGUUUGAGUCACAGUUUAGUGUUGGAGGCAAUGAGCUGGUUUUUCAGGUCAAGACACUGUCCUUACCUGUCGUAGUGAUAGUCCAUGGAAGUCAGGACAACAAUGCCACAGCUACAGUUCUCUGGGACAAUGCCUUUGCUGAACCGGGCAGGGUCCCUUUCCUCGUCCCAGAUAAGGUCAUGUGGCCACAGCUGUGCGAUGCGCUUAACAUGAAGUAUAAAGCAGAGGUGCAGUCUAACCGAGGCCUGUCUGAGGAGAACCUGGUUUUCCUGGCUCAGAAAGCUUUCAGCAGCUCCAGCUCCAACCCCGAGGAUUACCGAGGCAUGACAAUGACCUGGUCCCAAUUCAACAGGGAAAGUCUACCAGGUAGGAACUUUACAUUCUGGCAGUGGUUUGAUGGAGUGAUGGAGCUCACCAAAAAACACCUAAAGCCCCAUUGGAAUGAUGGGGCGAUCCUGGGAUUUGUGAAUAAGCAGCAGGCUCAGGACAUGCUGAUGUCCAAACCUAAUGGGACGUUCCUGCUGCGCUUUAGUGAUUCUGAGAUUGGUGGCAUCACCAUUGCAUGGGUGGCAGAGAAUCCGAAUAAAGCAGGUGAAAGGAUGGUGUGGAACCUCAUGCCCUACACCACUAAAGACUUCUCUAUCCGCUCUCUGGCUGACCGCAUCAGUGACCUGAACCACCUGCUGUACCUGUACCCUGACCGACCUAAAGAUGAGGUCUUCUCAAAGUACUACACCCCUCCACUAUCUAAAGCCGUGGAUGGCUACGUCAAACCACAGAUCAAGCAAGUGGUCCCAGAGUUUACGACACCUAAUCCUGACCCGACUGCAAAUCCAACCUACAUGGAUGCAGCCUCACCAGCUGUCAGUCACCCACAAAACUACGGCAUCUACCCACCAAUGGCGGACACUAUGCUGGAUGGUGAUGGUGAUUUUGAUCUGGACGACACCAUGGAUGUAGCGAGGCACGUGGAGGAGCUGCUGCGGCGACCGAUGGACGGCCAGUGGAGCGGCCAGCAGUCGUGACCUCUCAUCCAUUUACCUCUGACCUCUGUCCCUUAGUGAUGGCUUAUUCCAUUCAUCUCUCCCCUCACCCUCCCAGUUCUGCUUCCUCCUCAUCUAAUGUGAAAAGUUCAAUGAUGGAUGUGGUUGCUUUUACUUUGAUUUUAGUUCUUUUAUUCUUUCCUCUUUUUCGCUGUCAUUUCUGUGUACAUGUGAACGUUUGAGAUGUUUCUCUUUUCCUCUUGACGUGUGAAAGAGAAAUUAGCACAGAAGAAAAAUACUACGAGCUUACUUUUUGACUCAAUACCACCAACCAGUAUUCUGAAGAAAAAAAAAGUCUUUUUACAUGCAUGUGUUUUGUUUUUGUUUGUUUUAUUUGGAGUGGAAUUGUCAGUGCUAGCACUCUGAAGAUUGAUGGAAUAGAACUGUACUACUGUAAGAGGGUCUUUUAUUGUCUGAUUACUUACUGUUACUUUAACGUUAGUUGUUUUUUUUUUUUGCACCAGACAGUUCGUGCAUCGAGCAUAUUGCACUCUGGAACAACUGUGUCCUUGUGGAAAAAAUGACAUGGUUGUUAUCAUUGCUGUUACUAUGGCAACAUUGUUUGUAAUGUAUAAUGUGUACACUAAAGCGUAUUUCUAUUGCAGCAGCGCCAUUGAUAGCAUGUACACAACCGCUCCUGAACAAACUGGAUAUACUUCAUCAAUGCCUGAAUAUAUCUCUCUCACACACACGAGUCAGUCACACCAUACACAAAUACAUACAAGAUUAUGCUGUCUGAGAAUGAAGGAUGAGUGACAUGGCAAAAUAUCCUGCAGGCACCUCUACAAUACACAAUAUGUAUAAAGUGAUAAAAUAGUUCAAACCAGUUCAAAAGCUUCACUAAGUUAGUGUUUUCUACAUGUUAGACAUUUUAAUACAAUACAAUUUUGUAAAGUCAUAAAAUACAACUUUCAAAAUCUCCCAAACUGAAUUUGAGUUGCCAGUUAACGAUCCAGACCAGUCGAUGCUUUCAGCUAACUCAAAAUAACCCGAAAACCCAAUAUAUCAUUAAUCUUGUAGCUACUUCAUCUAUGCGUUUUGAUCAAGCUCUUCACCACAUACCUAUCACACGUUUUACUGUAGUUCUAAAACAAAUGAAACUGAAACAAUUUAUACUACAAUACUAAUACAAUACUAUACUAAUGACAAUCUUUAGCAGCCCUUAAAAUAAAACAGAAUGCAUUUCUGCUUUGUUCAACUCAUAAACAACAGCUCCAAAAAAAACAGCCAGUGCCACUGUGACAUAUAAAAGUGCUGAAGUUGUUAGCAUAAAAUAAAAGCUCAUGACAGUCCAUUAUUUGCAUUAACUGGCUAUAUAAAAAAUUAAGAACAUAUAUGAGUAGCAGAAAUGCUUGGAAUCUUGUUACUCCUCAUGCAGGUACACAGUAUAGAUAAAACUGUUUUGCUGUACGCGGGCUCUGAUUAGAAAGAACUUAGAUUAGAGACGAGCUUUUGAACUGUUUAUGCGAAUUAGCCAAACAAUUCAGUUCUACUAAAAGCAUUUUCAAGAUCGAAUAACACACAUGAUCUGUUACAUCAUAUUUUCAUUGUGUACAAGUCCAGAGCUGAGAAAAUCCAGAGGUGGGGGCGAUAUUUAUUCCAUUACAUAAUUAAUUUGAAUAGUUCACAUUGUGUCUAGUCAAGCCCCAGCUUCACCGCAUGCCAGAAUAAACAUGUUGCUGUAUUUAUAGUGCAUCAUGUAGACUAUUGGACUUUAACAUUGCACCCUGAACAGUCAAGCUUCAUAGCAGGCAGGCCUCGCACAUGCUUUAAUAUAAAUACAUUAUAGUAUAAAACAGGUCGCACCGUCUUGUUUUUGAUUUGCAAGUAUCCUCCUGGUUGAGAACCCUUGCUUUAAGAUGUUUUAUUAUACAAGCUUGUCAUUAUUAUCACUGUUUUUACAGUACCUUUAUUUCAGCUACCCAAAAAUCACAUAUGCAAUUUUCAAAUGCCAGAUUAGGUGAACAAAUACCUGGAUUUGGGUGUUUAUUUAAAUACACACUCAUUACUAAUACUAAUUGUGUUAUACAGAUAAAUUCAAUUCAUCUACUGUAAGAACAAUACAGAUAGUCAGUUUUAAAGAGCUGAUAUUUACUAUCAUACCAAAAAUUGUGACAAUGUAAGGCCUAGUUAAUAUAUUGUUAUUUCACUCAUCCCUGCUGAGAAGUGCUGCAGAUAAACACAUACAGUGCUGUAUCACUCUGUAAUUCCAGCUGCAGAAGGGUGUGACCAUUUAUUUGUACUGAUUUACACACACUGAGCUAUGAAGCUUACUGGACACACUGCUCAUGCUACACUACGUUAGUUCUGGGUUUUAUCAAAAGUGAUAAAAAAAAAGUGAACCCUCCUGUGGUGGACAGUUCCGGCAAAACCAGAGCACCUGUUGUCAUGGUGACUGAUGCUGCUUCGAUCUUGUGUUCGCCUGCUAUCGUAUAGCUAUAGAGCUGCUAACUGUGAAUGCACCUCCUUACUGCCUUAUUGUGAUAAGUCUCUUUCCAGUCUCUUUCUCCAUCUCAACACACCCCAACACACACACACACGUGACUCAGGACUAUAAAAUGCAAUGGAUGUGUUGUUAAAGUUGUAAGAAGUAACAGGCAGAAAAGAUCAUUCUCUAUUCAAUAUAAAUAUUAUUUUAUUUUUUUAAUAUAAUUCUAUUUUAUUAUUGUAGAUCUUAUGUGAUCUGUGUGUGUACUACAAAAGAAUGCUGCCUAAGCAAAUCAAACCUUGGUAGAGGAAAAGCCUCUUAUAGCACCCUCAGUAUUUUUCAACAUAACCUUUAUAAUCAAACCAAUACUUUUUACCACAGGCAAAGCUUUAAAGUUUUAAGAAUGAAUGUUACAGAAAUACAUUGAUUAUUUAUUUUAGUUUUUACUGUGCUGGUCACAACAGAUUUGUCUUAUCAUAUCACUUUACACCACUUAUAUAGUAGUAUAAUAAUUCUCAUAAAGAACAACAAACCUGUAGGUAAAGAUGAGAUUUUAGACCCAUUUUAAAAUAUUUACCAAUGGUUUACAUAUUAAAGCUUUGACUAAGACCAAUAAUGUUGGCUUUCAUAUUUUCAAUUUGCCAUGACCUUAAUUCUCAGUGAGUUCUGAUUUCACAAUCAUGUAACUGUAACAGAGUCAGUUAAUUUGGUCAGUUGUUUAAUGUGCCUGGUUAACUGAUCCUGAUUUUGGUAAUUUUGCUGAUUUUGAACAGCAGAAAUGACACACAUUUACAAUUUGUAGGGAGAAGCAAUAGAUCCAAAGAGAGUGCCUUUUUUCACCUAAUAUGAUCUUCAUACUCUUGGCUCACAGAUUAAGUGUUUAAUUAACUUUGUAGUCGUGGUUAGACCCUUGGUAAUGACAAGACUUGUUGCCCAUUGAAAGGUUUACAGAAAGCAAACUUUACAGAAAUGUUCUAGCUCAUCACCAAGUCUCAUUCCGAGUACUAAACAGUAUAUAAAGGAACAGUUGGUAGUGGACUAUAUUGAUAUAUUGUUCAGUUUGAUGGUUUGGUUUGGUUCAGUCUGAUUUAAUCCCCACGCUCAUGGCCUCAACCUUUAUAAAGCAUUGGAUUGACUUCUAAGGGUGGUUUUAGAUCAUAUAAAGUGUGUAUUCUCACCUAACCUUAAAAUAUAAAACUUUAACCUUUAAUAUUGAGGUGAUGACUCCACUUUAGAAAAUGUGAAUGACACCACAUAUCAGCUGUGGUAAAAGAUUUUGUUACACAUUUCAUUUCAUCACCUUUACUGUUAGCGUCUGCUAUACAGUAUUGUGUUGUAAAAUAUUGUUGACUAAACCUUUACAAUAAGCAUUUUUCUUAGUUCAGGAAAGUGUUAUGAAGUAACCUGCAGAUACAGACAGUGGUGGUUAUGUUGAGAAACACUGAAUUAUUCCUUUAAAAUGUGCUACUGGCCUUAGCUUAGCAUCUGAAAAGUUGUGCUACUUGGAAUGCAGUCCUGCUUUUCUGCUUAGCCGAGCUUUUGAAUGAAUAAAACAAGCCAAACAGUAAAAACGUACAUUUGCGUCAUUGCAUUUCCAUUCUGCCUUGUGUUCCCUGCUACACUGCUGUGGUUUUCUUUGAAAUUCUUUCUGCUUGUUUGAGAGUUGAAAUAUGUGGGAAGUCGUAAGGUUUUGCCUCUUUGAUCUGUUUUUGUGACUAUCUUUUACACUUUAGGUGGUAGAGGGUGGGUGUGUAUGUGGGUGUGUGUGUUACACCCUUUGUCCUAUGUGUUUUUGGUUGGGAUUUAGUGUUUGAAAAUGUGUUCUACAACAACAAAGAAAUUAAAAAAUAAAGUUUUAUAAAUAAUUCAAA
Messenger RNA from Trichomycterus rosablanca, 7259 nucleotides. It is a transcript of the gene stat5a, whose product is annotated as signal transducer and activator of transcription 5a. Lineage: Eukaryota; Metazoa; Chordata; Actinopteri; Siluriformes; Trichomycteridae. The record is from RefSeq and is a predicted model, not a curated record. Gene Ontology annotation, biological process: regulation of transcription by RNA polymerase II; cytokine-mediated signaling pathway; growth hormone receptor signaling pathway via JAK-STAT. Gene Ontology annotation, molecular function: DNA-binding transcription factor activity, RNA polymerase II-specific; RNA polymerase II cis-regulatory region sequence-specific DNA binding. The transcript has 23 exons. The coding region runs from base 591 to 2942 and encodes 783 amino acids.